GCGACCUCAUGAACCCACAAUUCACUGCAGUCUCGGUGGUUGCCAUGGAGAAAGCUGACAAGUGAAGGAGGAGGAAGGCACGGCUGGCAACACCCACUUGAAACCAUGUCUGCAGCACCAGCAGAAAUGAAAUGGAUCGGAAACUGAGUUUAUCUCGGACCUUGCGACUACUGCAUUUGAUUCGCACUAAUGUCCAUUUCGUGUAGCGGGAUUCACCUGCUGAAACUGGUAAAGCUUAAGCAAUUACCAGUGUCGGAUUUCAGGACGCUAGCUAGCUAAGUGGUCGGCUUAGGUAGUGUUUUGGAAACAUCGGCUAGGCUGCUGAGUGGGAGGAGGCGGCACACACACCCGAAUCCCCCGUGGUGAUUUUAAAACGUUGCCGGCGAAAAAUACCCAUCGAAACAUGAAACAUUACAAUGGGUAUCCUUAAGAGAAUAUUUUUAGAUGUCGAACCAUAUAAUAACCAAUUUCAGAAUGCCCGAUCGACGAUGCUAUGAAAGCCCCGACAGUGCCUGAUUAGGGCCUGCUUUUUCGAUCUGGAAAUUUCUUGAGUGGGCUAACGUUAUUCGUUUUUUUCCCUGGCAAGCUAGCCAGCUAUUUCGCUAGUAGUUCCGCUGAAUCCCUUGCUAUCACCGUUAGCAGAACGAUGCGGACUUUAUGGAUGCAUUGAGUUUCGCAGGACCGAUUUGGUGUCUUUAAUAUCCGCUUUCUAUCAUAUCAAACAAAGUAAUUUGUGUUUAGCGAGCAAUAUUUUUAUGGACCUGUCCAUUAGCUAGUGGAGGCUCGCAGCAAAAUGUUUAAUUUGAGACGGCUGUUGCGGUUAUCAAACCGCUCCUUUUUGGCCUUCAUUUUUUUCUUUUCAAUGUCUACGACCUGCUUGUACUUCAUCUAUGUGGCUCCUGGUAUAGCCAACACAUACUUCUUCAUGGUGCAGGCCCAGGGGAUAAUGUUGAGGGAUAAUGUGCGGACAAUUGGCCAGAUGAUCCGACUCUACACCAAUAAGAACAGCACACUUAAUGGCACAGAUUACCCAGAUGGGAACAACUCCAGUGAGUAUGUGGUCCAGCCUACCACAUACCUCCCUGAGAACUUCACCUAUUCCGUCAACCUGCCCUGCCCGGAACGCCUGCCCUCUAUGAAGGGCCCCAUGGAGGUGAACAUGACUGAGUUUCCUCUAGAGGAGCUGGAGAUCAAGUUCAAGCAGCUGGGCAUUCAGUACGGAGGCCACUGGAGACCCACCGACUGCCAACCUCGCUGGAAGGUGGCCUUUCUCAUCCCUUUCAGGAAUCGUCUUGAGCACCUGCCCAUCUUGCUGCUGCACCUCACACCCAUGCUGCAGCGCCAGCGACUUCAGUUUGCCUUCUAUAUCAUAGAGCAGACGGGCACCCAGCCCUUUAACCGUGCGAUGCUGUUUAACGUGGGUUUCCGCGAGGCUAUGAAGGACCUGGACUGGGACUGUCUUGUGUUCCACGACGUGGACCACCUCGCUGAGAAUGACCGCAACUAUUAUGGCUGCACCAACAUGCCACGCCACUUCGCUGCCAAGCUGGACAAGUACAUGUACAUCCUGCCCUACAAUGAGUUCUUUGGGGGCGUCAGUGGUCUGACGGUGGAGCAGUUCCGCAAGAUCAACGGAUUUCCCAAUGCAUUCUGGGGCUGGGGAGGAGAGGAUGACGACCUGUGGAACAGAGUGCACUACGCCGGCUACAAUGUGACGAGACCUGAGGGAGAGCUUGGCAAAUACAAGUCCAUUCCACACCAUCAUCGAGGGGAGGUGCAGUUCUUGGGAAGGUAUAAGUUGUUGCGCUACUCAAAGGAGCGCCAGCACCUGGACGGCUUGAACAAUCUGAAUUACACGCCAGAGGUGUCCAUCUCCAGCUUCUACAAGAACAUCAGUGUCAACCUGCACCCUGAGCUGGCUCCAAUUGCAGACUACUGAACACACACACACACACACACACACACACACACUCAUGUCUGACACUCUCCACCUGGGUGUGUGUGUGUG
This is a messenger RNA of Clupea harengus (Atlantic herring), 2008 nucleotides long. RefSeq names its product UDP-Gal:betaGlcNAc beta 1,4- galactosyltransferase, polypeptide 6 (gene b4galt6). Lineage: Eukaryota; Metazoa; Chordata; Actinopteri; Clupeiformes; Clupeidae. Gene Ontology annotation, cellular component: Golgi apparatus. Gene Ontology annotation, molecular function: UDP-galactose:glucosylceramide beta-1,4-galactosyltransferase activity. The transcript is spliced from 10 exons. Gene Ontology annotation, biological process: carbohydrate metabolic process; glycosphingolipid biosynthetic process. The coding region runs from base 794 to 1939 and encodes 381 amino acids. The record is from RefSeq and is a predicted model, not a curated record.